CUGAAAUCAUCGAUUUGCUGUUUCCGUAUGACAAAUCACGGUGAGGCAGCGACGAUAGACCUGGAUGAGUUGAAGCCGAGGACGCUGCGAUCGCUGUACACUUGGCUGAAAUCGACGGCGCAUGAACUGGAGAUCAAGGACAGGUGCAAGAAUCUGAUCGCCAGAAUCGAGAAGCAAGGAGGUCGCAGGCAGCACAGUUCGUCCGAUUUCAGCUACGAUCCUUUGAGUUACGCGCUAAACUUCGAGGACGAGGUGAGCUGGGUAGACAAGAUGCCAGUUAUUAGCUUCCCUUCUGUCUUCGCGCCUCGCCGGAGCAGAUCAUUGGGACCAACUGCAGAAACCUGAAAGAAAAAGAACCCAGAAACGUAGUGAGCAUGGUGUUUGAUUAUGGGAUUUUUUCUUGGAUUGUUUGACAGAGGACAGGGAAUUUUUCUGGGGUUUUUGUUUCUGGUUUUGUAAGCUAGUUUGGUGUUUUGAAGGGCACGAGAAGAUUGGGUUUUCAAUGGAGGCUAGAACAAGAACUAG
This is a messenger RNA of Rubroshorea leprosula, 525 nucleotides long. NCBI's taxonomy places the organism in Eukaryota, Viridiplantae, Streptophyta, Magnoliopsida, Malvales, Dipterocarpaceae. The record is from the annotation of a GenBank genome assembly.